GCAGUUGCGCAUGCUCAGUGCGUUGACUCACGUAAGGCUCGCGGGACUGACAAGAGUCCGGGAUUUGCUCGCAGACUGAGCGCGGCCGGGACGAUGCCUGAGAUCAGAGUGACGCCCUUAGGGGCCGGCCAGGAUGUGGGCCGCAGCUGCAUCCUGGUCUCCAUUGCGGGGAAGAACGUCAUGCUGGAUUGCGGGAUGCACAUGGGCUUCAACGACGACAGACGCUUCCCUGACUUUUCCUAUAUCACCCAGAAUGGCCGGCUGACUGAUUUUUUGGACUGUGUGAUCAUCAGCCACUUCCACCUGGACCACUGUGGGGCGCUCCCCUACUUCAGCGAGAUGGUGGGCUAUGAUGGGCCCAUCUACAUGACCCACCCCACGCAGGCCAUCUGCCCCAUCCUGCUGGAAGACUACCGCAAAAUCGCCGUGGACAAGAAGGGCGAGGCCAACUUCUUCACCUCCCAGAUGAUUAAAGACUGCAUGAAGAAGGUGGUGGCCGUCCACCUCCACCAGACAGUCCAGGUGGACGACGAAUUGGAAAUCAAGGCCUACUAUGCCGGCCACGUACUGGGUGCAGCCAUGUUCCAGAUUAAAGUGGGCUCAGAGUCAGUGGUCUACACGGGUGACUAUAACAUGACUCCAGACCGGCAUUUGGGAGCUGCCUGGAUUGAUAAGUGUCGCCCCAACCUGCUGAUCACAGAGUCCACAUAUGCCACAACUAUUCGGGACUCCAAGCGCUGCCGGGAGCGUGAUUUCCUCAAGAAAGUCCAUGAGACCGUGGAGCGUGGGGGAAAGGUGCUGAUCCCUGUGUUUGCACUGGGCCGUGCACAGGAGCUCUGCAUUCUGCUGGAGACCUUCUGGGAACGCAUGAACCUAAAGGUGCCCAUCUACUUCUCCACGGGCCUGACAGAGAAGGCCAACCACUACUACAAGCUCUUCAUCACCUGGACCAACCAGAAGAUUCGCAAGACCUUUGUGCAGAGAAACAUGUUUGAAUUCAAGCACAUCAAGGCCUUUGAUCGGGCAUUUGCUGAUAACCCAGGUCCAAUGGUUGUGUUUGCCACACCAGGGAUGCUGCAUGCUGGCCAGUCCUUGCAGAUCUUCCGGAAGUGGGCAGGAAAUGAGAAGAACAUGGUCAUCAUGCCUGGCUACUGUGUGCAGGGCACUGUGGGCCACAAGAUCCUCAGUGGGCAGCGCAAACUGGAGAUGGAGGGGCGGCAGGUGCUGGAGGUCAAGAUGCAGGUGGAGUACAUGUCAUUUAGUGCCCAUGCUGACGCCAAGGGCAUCAUGCAGCUGGUGGGCCAGGCAGAGCCGGAAAAUGUGCUGCUGGUGCACGGGGAGGCCAAGAAGAUGGAGUUCCUCAAGCAGAAGAUAGAGCAGGAAUUCCGGGUCAGCUGCUACAUGCCAGCCAACGGUGAGACGGUGACGCUACCCACGAGCCCCAGCAUCCCUGUGGGCAUCUCACUGGGGCUGCUGAAGCGAGAGAUGGCACAGGGACUGCUACCUGAGGCCAAAAAGCCCCGGCUCCUGCAUGGCACCUUGAUCAUGAAGGACAGUAACUUCCGGCUCGUGUCCUCAGAGCAAGCCCUCAAGGAGCUGGGCCUGGCCGAGCACCAGCUGCGCUUCACCUGCCGCGUACACCUGCAUGACACGCGCAAGGAACAGGAGACAGCCACACGCAUCUACAGCCACCUCAAGAGCAUCCUGAAGGACCACUGUGUGCAGCACCUCCCCGACGGCUCUGUGACCGUCGAGUCCAUCCUUGUCCAGGCUGCUGCUCACUCUGAGGACCCAGGCACCAAGGUGUUGUUGGUCUCUUGGACCUAUCAGGAUGAAGAACUGGGUAGCUACCUCACCUCGCUGCUCAAGAAGGGCCUUCCUCAGGCUCCCAGCUGAAGCCAUCUGCCACCUAGGCCUGCAACCUCUGCCCUUUGCCCAGACCUGGGCUUCCACUCCAGAACUGUGGAUGCUCUGUGUGAAUGGAGCCCCUAGCUGGGCCAUAGACCCUAUCCCCAGGGACAAGGUUAUGACAGUACCUAACUGAGUGGCCAUUUUUGGCUGAAGAAAUAAAUAGGCCUUUGGGGACUCCUUGCCUUGUAUUCCUGUGCCCUAAGAAGAUGUUUAAGGAUAGUACCGGACAGCAAUUUCUAGUAAAAGCAGAACUAAAGGCAA
Tupaia belangeri chinensis (Chinese tree shrew) is the source of this 2172-nucleotide messenger RNA. It is a transcript of the gene INTS11, whose product is annotated as integrator complex subunit 11. Lineage: Eukaryota; Metazoa; Chordata; Mammalia; Scandentia; Tupaiidae. The record is from RefSeq and is a predicted model, not a curated record. The transcript is spliced from 17 exons. Bases 94 to 1896 code for a protein of 600 amino acids. Gene Ontology annotation, cellular component: nucleus. Gene Ontology annotation, molecular function: RNA endonuclease activity. Gene Ontology annotation, biological process: snRNA processing.